This is a messenger RNA of Ostrea edulis (European flat oyster), 2241 nucleotides long. RefSeq names its product ankyrin-1-like. Gene Ontology annotation, cellular component: ciliary inversin compartment; cytoplasm. Gene Ontology annotation, molecular function: protein binding. The transcript is spliced from 9 exons. Gene Ontology annotation, biological process: innate immune response; protein localization to ciliary inversin compartment. NCBI's taxonomy places the organism in Eukaryota, Metazoa, Mollusca, Bivalvia, Ostreida, Ostreidae. The coding region runs from base 114 to 1055 and encodes 313 amino acids. The record is from RefSeq and is a predicted model, not a curated record.
AACAUUAUGCAAUAUUAUACAUAUAGACGAGCAUACGGUUAUAUCGCGUUCGAAACUUCCAAUGCUAGCACAUAUGACGUCACUGAAUAUCGGCUGCUUGCGGGGCACUGGUCAUGACAAACUCCACAGACUCUGGCUGGCCAUUUGGACUAAUCUUGGACCGACAAUACCUCUUCUCUCUUGCUUUCCAUUAUAUAUUAUUACUUCAUGAAAAUGGCAGUAAAGUAGUCGAUGGGAUCUUAGAUGUAGGCGCCAAAUCUUUGGAGUAUAUAUUGCAGAUCCUGAGUACACUCCAACCGGAAACCAAGCUAGUCCUUCUUUUCUGCACGUUGUCUAUGAUUAUUUGUCUGCUUACAUGCAUAAAAGUUUCAAGAUACCGCAAUAAUCACAUUUUCCCUCCUGCGGGAUCCAAUUCAAUGUAUGAUUGGAGUGUGUUUGAUCUGGCAAAGACUGCAUAUGAACCUGGUCACACAGAAGCAGUAGUGAAGUUGGUUGAGAGAUAUGGAUAUGAUGUAAAUUAUGUUAUGCCAACUAAUGGACUCUCUCUAUUUCUGUGUGCCUGUCUGAGUGGGAGAAGAGGGUUGAUUUCAUACAUGAUUGAGAGAGGAGCUAAUGUGAAUAUGACAACCUCGUCUGGGGACACCUCACUGUACCUUGCCACUUAUGGUGUUCUCAAUUCCCCGAGACAGGAGCUAGAAUUACUCACUGAUCUCAUCAAAGCAGGAUGUGAUGUCAAUCAACGAAACCAAAAGGGUUACACUCCUCUCCACCGCGCAGCCAGCAGGGGGAGUAUACCUGUCAUCAAAUUACUGCUCAAACAUGGUGCGGAUCCGUACUUCUGCAGUAAAUCGGGAAUCUACCCAAUCGACAGUGCCAUUACAGCAGGUCAUAUGGAAGCUGCUGAGCUGCUUAAAAUCGAGGUGGAAAACCCUCAUGUGUGGGACGUUGUUGACCCCCACACCCCUCCCCGGAUACAACUGGGUCUGCAGAGUCCCCCAAGACGUCACCUGUUGGAGUCCUCACGGAAACGGUCCUUCCGAAAAGUUGUGGCGUAAAACAAGUUACUGCAUAAGGUGGAAACUGCAAUACAAGCGAACACCAUCAUAGGAGACUAGAUAAGAAAGAAUCCUUUGAAAUUUUCAAGCACCUUUUGUAAUUCUACAGACGUAAGAGUGCCUCUGAGUGAGCUGUAUCUAGUAGAUAUGUUGGUAUGCCCUAACAUGAUCUUAGUCUGAUCAAAAAACUAACAGUAUAAAGCAAACAGCAAAGCCAACUAAGACUCUAAGUUAAAUAAAGUUCCUUAACAUCAAUAUGAUAUUGAUGAUAUAUUAUCAUUCCUAAUAUAGAUACGUUAUUAUUUUGAUAUAAUAGAAAUAUAUCAGAUGGUUACUAAGUGUUGAUGAGUUUUAUUGUAUGUGUGGCGGUAAGACGGGUCCGAUCGCCGGUGGCCAGAUACCUCAGUUAGUAGAGCAUCUACCUGGAGAUACAGGUGGCCCAGGUUCGAAUCCCAGUCUGGACUGUUGCAUUUUCUUCCUUUCUGAUACAUUUGGUUCCGUAGAUCAACUUUUGGAACCAACAGGUGAAAUUACCUGCCAGGGGAAAGAACCUGGAUUGAUGUCUUCAAGGUGUGAAGACAUUUAAGAUAGGUUCAAUCAUCGGUGGUCAGUCAGGAGCUGGAGAGUGGCAUUUUCUCCUUUCCUGUUCUAUAUGCAUUAUUUUAGAGUUGUCAAAUUAUGUAGUAACCUGUCACUCGCCAUUUAAAGGCAUAAAGUUAAAUGUCUGUGGUAACCGUGUUUCUAUUAAUAUAUGCUGUUGUAGGCCUGUGUGUAAUUUUCGGGAUGCUUUUCCAUAUCGACAGAAUGUUUCAACCAGUAAAAGAAUCCGCACGUAUUUUCACAGGAAACUAAUUAUGAAAUUAAAUUGAACUUUGCGUGGUUGAAUGUUAUCUAAGAAAUAAAGUACCAAGUUUUCAUGGGUGUUGCAGGAUAACCUCCGAGGUGGAGUGAAAAAAAAAACAUUUCGAGAUGGAGGUGGUUUUCCUUCAUCAUCCAAGAAAACAAGAACUUUAUUUCUAUUCUACUACGGCUUAGAAAUAUAUACAGUCGAUUGUUUCCUAUACAGUUACGAAUCAUUAGAUCACUUUGUGACAUCAUGGAGCUUCUGAAAUGAAAUAGGUCUACAUGCUUUUGCUGACAAAAAGUGUCACAUGGUAGAGUAUAGUAGUAGAUCUGUUUUGAAAAA